Soboliphyme baturini is the source of this 219-nucleotide messenger RNA. Lineage: Eukaryota; Metazoa; Nematoda; Enoplea; Dioctophymatida; Soboliphymatidae. The record is from the annotation of a GenBank genome assembly.
AUGGUCAGAAGUAAAUGUACGUUCAGCGUUGGACAGCUUGACCAGAUGUUGCGAUAUCUGGCCAUAUAUUUGGAUAAUAGUCUUGACGACGGUCAACUGCAGUUCGUCACAGCUAGCAGCGUGAAGAAGCGUUUUGCAGUAUGUCGCUGUAUGGAAGAUAUUGAUCGCAUCGAUCUGCUCUUAAACGAUCAUUUUGCAUUCGACUGUGAAAUCGAGUGA